Molecule: messenger RNA, 1212 nt
Organism: Diospyros lotus (date-plum)
Lineage: Eukaryota; Viridiplantae; Streptophyta; Magnoliopsida; Ericales; Ebenaceae
Product: heavy metal-associated isoprenylated plant protein 39-like
Exons: 3
Coding region: 279-716 (145 amino acids)
Molecular function (GO): metal ion binding
Source: RefSeq, a predicted model, not a curated record
CAAACAAGCCCUACCCUGCUCCCAGCCGUCUGAUUUCUAGUUUGAAUCGUGCCCUCUGUCUCUCUCUCUACGCUUUUUACAUUUCUUGGGUCUUUAGGGUUCUGGGGUUUUGUUGCAGUUCCAUUCGCAAACCUCUCCAACGUUUUCAACGAGGCAAGAAAUAAUUGCAGUUUGCUUUCUAUUUGUUGUCUCCUCGAGUUCUGAACAUUCUUCACCUCUCUGGUUACCGAUUCCCGACUCCAUUUGCAGUCGCAUCCCUUAAGAAGCCCUGGAGGAAAAUGAAGCUUGUCUUGAAAUUGGAUUUACAUGAUAAGGAUAAGAGCAAGGCCCUGAGGAUAGUCUCUGGACUUGCAGGAGUCAAUGCUGUUGUCUUGGACAUGAAUGUCAAAAUGUUGACAGUGAUUGGAACAGUGGACCCUGUUAGAGUUGUGAGCAAAUUGCGCAAAUUUUGGCAUACUGAAAUCGUCUCAGUAGGACCAGCUAAGGAACCCGCGAAGAAAGAGGAGAAGAAAGAGGAGGGGAAGAAGGAUGAACCUAAGAAAGAGGGGAAGAAGGAAGAGGCCAAUAAGAAAGAAGAGAAGAAGGAACUGGGACCAACGGACGGAAGCACGUCUCACAGGCCCUACCAUCCUCCCAGACCAUACAGGCCAUUCUUCUAUCCUCAGCCACGCACAUACCCUUACGAAGAGAAUCGAAAUGCGUGCACUAUCUUCUAAUUUGGUAAGAUAUCGAAUCCUCAACUUGCUAUUAGUUGUUGUUGUUGAUCAGGGGCGGAUUCAGAAAUAUAUGUUGAGGAAGGUUAAUUUUUUUUUUUUAAGGUAUAAAAUUACACAUUGCAAAUUUUGAGGUAGGCUGAAAUUUUUUUUGAUUGAAUUAUUAUUAAAAUUUAUUAUUUUUUAAUUAAAAAUUAAUUUUUUAAUAUUAAAAAAUAAUUUUUAAUAUUAAAAAUUUAUUUUUAAUUGUGAGGCCCAUGGAUCCGCCCCUGCUGUUGAUGCAAAUCCGAGGUCAUAUGCAAGAACAGAGAAGAUGCUGUAGUUGGUGGUAUAUAGAGACAAGUUUUGUUAAUUUUUCUCAAUGCUAGCGUGGUGACGAUGCAGUUUUUUUUUUUUUUUUCAUAUUCUUUCCUUUACGUGUCAUUUCAGUCAUCUUGGGGCCUUAUACUUGAUUGAGAUACUUUCCUUCCAAGUUUGGAUGGCAGGCUUAAGUACACAU